UAGUAAACAUGUGUGCAUUUACUGUUUUAUUUCUGUGUUAUUACUGCUGGUUUUCUGGUUUUUGGUUUUUAUAUUUUAACAGAGUUUUAACUUUUACACUAAUUUCAGAAAUAAGGAUGAAUUUUGUGCGAAGGAUGUCAUGCUCUAUAAGUGGAUUUGUAAAGAAAGAUUUAGAAAUGAGUAAUGAAUAUUUUGAAUACUGCAUUUCCAUGUCUUCUCCUCUUCAUCCUUCUAUAGUUAAUUUGUUGCAGAGCACUAAGGAAGAACUAGGAAAUAAACUCGUAUCUUCUGUACAAGUUCUAAUGUUAAACCAGUUUAUUAUUAAACUAAUAUCAGCACAAAAGGUGUUGGAUAUUGGAGUUUAUACUGGUGCUAGUUCAUUAGCAUCUGCAUUAGUUGUCCCUCCUGAAGGAAAAGUAUAUUCUCUGGAGAAAAGUAUAAAGUUUGCUCAAAUUGCUCAAGAAAAUUUUAAGAAAUAUGAAGUGUCUGAUCGAAUUAAUCUAAUUAUUGGAGAUGCUUCAAAAUCUUUAGAGCACCUCUGCCAGGAAGGACAUUCAGGAACAUUUGAUUUCUCCUACAUUGAUGCUGAUAAAACCAACUACCCAACCUACUUCAACCUUAGUCUACAGCUGCUUAGACAAGGCGGUGUUCUAGCCGUAGAUAAUACGUUGUUCAAGGGGAAGGUAUUUGACCUGGACAACAGAGUUGGACAACAAAUUGAUAAUGCAAACAAAACUUUCAUAAGCUCAGGUGCCGUUGAUGUGCUUCUACUGAAUAUAGGGGACGGAUACACAUUAAUGAGAAAACGAUAAAAAAUAACAAGUAUUUGUCAACUAUGAACACUCAAAUCAAGCAAUGCUCUUAAAAAUAAGAUUAUACCAAAUAUGUAUAUUGUAUUUUGCAUUGGAUUGUAAAUAAAUGUACGCAAUUGCAAAUAUAAAAGAUAUUUUGUUAUUUAAAAAAUAUAUAUUUAAUUUGUU
Molecule: messenger RNA, 980 nt
Organism: Eurytemora carolleeae
Lineage: Eukaryota; Metazoa; Arthropoda; Copepoda; Calanoida; Temoridae
Product: probable caffeoyl-CoA O-methyltransferase 2
Exons: 10
Coding region: 9-812 (267 amino acids)
Molecular function (GO): O-methyltransferase activity; S-adenosylmethionine-dependent methyltransferase activity
Source: RefSeq, a predicted model, not a curated record